CCUGACACCACUGCAAAUUUAUAACAUUACUGUACAAAAAUUAAAAAUAAAAUACAAAAUUCGAUCGCUUUUGGCUGGCAGGUACCUUACCAGUGGCCGGAGCGGACGAAACUCCCUGUAGCUACGGAAAGUUCAAUUCUCCCAUCAAUUUAAACCAAACCGUAUUAUCUCAAAUUUGCUGAAUUUAAAGUUUGUGGUGAAGGUAGUGAAGAAGUUGAGCGAAAUUGGGGGUGUUUUUUGGGAAAUGUGAGUUUGGUGGAAUCAUGCUGAAAGGAACAAGGAAGGUGGGAAAGUAUGAAGUUGGACGUACAAUUGGCGAAGGAACUUUCGCCAAGGUUAAGUUUGCGCAGAACAGAGAGACAGGGGAUAGUGUAGCCAUGAAAGUUUUGUUUAAAAGUGCUAUUUUGAAGCAUAGAAUGGUUGAUCAGUUUCAGAUUAAGAGAGAGAUAUCCAUUAUGAAGAUUGUCAGGCACCCAAACAUAGUCAGGUUGCAUGAGGUUUUGGCAAGCCGGACAAAGAUAUAUAUUAUACUUGAGUUUGUGACAGGUGGAGAGCUUUUCGAUAAAAUUGUUCACCAAGGAAGACUUUCUGAAAAUGAUUGUAGGCAGUACUUUCAACAGCUUAUAGAUGCAGUUGCACAUUGUCACAGUAAGGGUGUGUACCACAGAGACCUAAAGCCUGAAAACCUUCUUCUUGAUUCCUAUGGAAAUUUAAAGGUUUCUGACUUUGGAUUGAGUGCAUUGCCUCAACAAGGGGUUGAACUUCUUCACACAACUUGUGGAACCCCAAAUUAUGUUGCCCCUGAGGUCCUUGGCCUCAAAGGUUAUGAUGGUGCUGCUGCUGAUGUGUGGUCUUGUGGGGUAAUCCUGUUUGUUCUGAUGGCUGGAUAUCUUCCAUUUGAAGAGACAGACCUUCCAACCUUAUACCAUAAGAUAAAUGCUGCAGAAUAUUCUUGCCCAUUUUGGUUUUCAUCUGGGGCAAAGUCAUUGAUCCAUAAGAUACUUGAUCCAAAUCCCAAAACUCGAAUUCAGAUUGAAGGGAUUAGACAAGAUCCAUGGUUUCAGAAAAACUAUUUGCCUGUCAAACACAGAGAAGAAGAAGAAGAAGUGAAUUUGGAUGAUGUUCGUGCAGUUUUUGAUGACAUUGAGGAAGGUUAUGUGGCUGAGCGGUCAGAAAUUAAAGAGGGUGGUCCUCUUGUAAUGAAUGCAUUUGAGAUGAUUACACUAUCCCAGGGGUUGAAUCUAGCAGCAUUGUUUGACCGGCAACAGGAUUAUGUUAAAAGGCAAACUCGUUUUGUGUCCCGCCAACCAGCAAACGUUAUAAUUUCAAACAUUGAAGCUGUUGCAGAAUCCUUGAGUCUCAAGGUUCAUUCUCGCAAUUACAAGAUAAGACUGGAAGGAGUAUCUGCUCGUAACGUUGGACAAUUUGCAGUCGUCCUGGAGGUCUUUGAAGUUGCACCAGCCCUUUUCAUGGUUGAUGUUCGGAAGGCCGCUGGAGAAACUCUGGAAUAUCACAAGUUCUACAAGAAUUUAUGUUCUAAACUAGAUAAUAUCAUCUGGAAACCGGAGGGUUCUAGUCUGCUUAGAACAAAGACUUGCUGAUCCUUUGGCGUGGGUGUGAUGCAAAUCUGUCAGCAGACAAGCCCAAGGAAUUUCUCUUUCUCAAAAUGGUCUUUGCUGUAAUAUUUAUGUGUGCGCUUGAUGUGUGAAUCUACUUUAAAGUUAAUGUUCUUCUUUAUGGGAUAAAACCAUGUUUUCUCUUUGUAGUGUGUAAAUUGCCAAAGUCCUCUGGGGAGACCUGUCUAUUUUGUAAUUAGGGGCUUUUCAUUGCGAAAAUCACAUUUUAUCAUUUACAAACUGUGAUUAUAAGAUUGGGAAAAAAACCGAGUAAAGACUGAA
Messenger RNA from Mangifera indica (mango), 1898 nucleotides. RefSeq names its product CBL-interacting serine/threonine-protein kinase 24-like. The record is from RefSeq and is a predicted model, not a curated record. NCBI's taxonomy places the organism in Eukaryota, Viridiplantae, Streptophyta, Magnoliopsida, Sapindales, Anacardiaceae. The transcript is spliced from 15 exons. Gene Ontology annotation, molecular function: ATP binding; protein kinase activity. The coding region runs from base 264 to 1601 and encodes 445 amino acids. Gene Ontology annotation, biological process: signal transduction; protein phosphorylation.